UUAGAUAUAUAACAUAGUAGAUCACCGAGAUUGCAAUCUCCUUGGAUGUUGAUGAUUUGGUUCCUUGAUCGACUCAUACAAAAAUCAAUCAUUAAGUAAUGAUGACAAAUCAUCAAAUCAUGCACCAUGAUCGAGCUAACUUAUGGUGGUUAUGGCUAUAGAGAACCGAAACAAUGCUGAUAGCUCGCACCAUCGCACCUCUUAUCAAAGAUGAAAACAAGCAAUAUGCAUCUAUAACUUGAAUCCUAUCCAUAAUUGGACUAAUAAUAGCCAAAAAUGUUCUAGAAAGACAGAUUACGACGACGAAGACGGAAACGAGUUAUUUGCCAGCUAUACUAUACUAUACUAUACAUUUGAGCAUGAAGAGGACUUCCACUGUCUUUGGUCAAACAACGGAGACAGCCACACCCUUCUUCUUCACGUCCGCGGACCAUUGGUGCCUUCUUUAAAGGCGUUCAAUUCUUUGACUGACCUCAGCCUUAGAGUUCAAGCCAAUAAUGGCGUCAAGGUCUCCGCUACCACCCAGGUUUAGUCUCGACAAGAAUCAUCGGUCCCAUGUGCAGGGACGAAGAAUCGAAUCAGUGAUCUCUUCUCGUAUCGGACGUCAUGUUUUGAUCUCCAAGUCGCAUCACACGGAAAGCAAUCCCAUCACUGCCCGGUCAAAGGUGGAAGAGACAGCACCGACCUCGCCAAAUUUCCAAAAGCCACUUUCGUGCUACCUUCCGAAGACCCAAAGACACGCCGUAUUCCUUGUUGGGAAGGCCACUUUAGCUAAAGCCGAAGAACGCUGUACUCCAUGUCUCCACCUCCUCUUGCUUCCUCCGAUCUCUGUGGCAAGAGCCAAAUGCAUCCAGGCUUAGGAUCUCCUAUUCCAUCUAUCCUUUUACUCCUCGCCCUGUCAUCGACUCCACCUUCUUCCUCGGAGAGCUACUAUCGGUAUGCGGAUUGUGCUCCCUACACAUACUCUUGCGGAGGCACUAAGAUCAACAUCAGCUACCCGUUUCGCGUCGACGGACGUGCCGACUACUGUGGCUACCCGGGAUACUAUGUCUCUUGCAGCAAGAACAAUACUUCCAUGACGAUCGAGAUCGACGGCAAGGGAUACGUCGUCAAGGAUAUAGAUUACUUGAACCGCCUCAUUACCGUCGUCGACCCACCCUUCGUCAACCAGUCGUGCCCUCAGCCGUACCAAAACACCAGCCUCGACUUCUCGAUGUACAGCUACAGCGACCGGGACGUGAACGUCACGGUGUUCGUCAACUGCACCGCCCUCUCACCUCCGAUUCUCGACGUGCCUGACAUGGGUUGCGCACCGGGCGGCGCCAGGGGUCGUCACGGGUAUUACCAGCUUACCGGUAAGACCCACAUAGAGAUCCUUGGAAACUGCAGCUCGAUGGUAGUGGUGCCCAUACACCAAUCAGCGGCGGUCGAGAUCGAGAACGGGAAGCUGAGGUUUAGCGACGCAGUGAAGAGGGGGUUCUCGCUACGUUGGGAGGCAGGGGAGGGGUGGUGUCGUGACUGCGUCGAGUCAGGUGGGCGCUGCGGGUUUGCCGGGCUCUCUCCGGAGAGCCACACCUGCUUCUGCCCACAUAAUUCAACCGUUGGAACAUGUUAUCCUUCUAAUAAAGAACGUGUUGGUCAUCAGAAGAAAGCAAAGAUAAAGGGGAUCAUAAUAGGUGUUUCUGCAGCAACUUGUUUCUUUCUCCUACUUUGCACUUGUUAUCGCUUCUACAGGCACAAAAAGAAGCGACAAUUCCCCCCAUCCUCCAAAUCCCUUUCUCAAAGUGCCAGUUUGAAGCCAUCCUUGAUGGAUCCUGAAAUGGACAGUGCCCUUUUGCAGACUCAUGUCUUCUCGUAUGCUGAACUAGAGGAGGCCACCAACAAGUUUGAUGCCUCUGAUAAACUUGGUGAUGGAGGCUUUUGCACUGUUUAUAAAGGUAAGCUUCAAGAUGGACGUACUGUUGCAGUCAAGCGACUAUACGAGAACAACUACAGGCGGGUUGAACAGUUCAUGAAUGAGAUACAGAUCCUAUCACGCCUCCGUCAUCAGAGACUUGUUAUCCUCUAUGGCUGCACGUCUCACCAAAGUCGGGAGCUCCUUCUCGUGUACGAGUUUGUGUCAAAUGGCACUUUGGCGCAUCACCUCCAUGGUUCCGGGGCAAGUCAAUGCAUCCUCACAUGGCCAAUGCGUCUGAGAAUUGCCAUUGAGACAGCUGAUGCACUUGCCUACCUCCAUGCAGUCAACCCACCAGUCAUACACCGAGAUGUCAAAACUAAUAACAUUUUACUUGAUAGCAACUUUCAUGUCAAAGUUGCAGAUUUUGGGCUUUCACGUCUCAUCCCCAAGGAUGUCACACAUAUCUCUACUGCUCCACAGGGCACACCAGGAUACUUGGACCCUGAGUACCAUCAGUGCUUCCAGCUCACCGACAAGAGUGAUGUUUACAGCUUUGGAGUUGUACUAUUCGAACUUAUAACCUCCAAGCCUGCUGUCGACAUGACUCGGAACCGGAGCGAGAUCAAUUUGGCUAACAUGGCAAUAACCAGAAUCCAGAAAGGCGAACUUGAGCAAUUGGUGGACGCUGCCCUAGGGUAUCAAUCGGAUGAGGUUACAAGGAAGAUGAUCACCAUGGUGGCAGAAGUGGCAUUCAGGUGUUUGCAACCAGAUGGGGACAUGAGGCCACCCAUAAAGGAGGUCCUCGAGGUGUUGCAAGCAAUAGAGAGCGAUGGGAACAGACCAGAGAAGAAGGAACAUGGUGUUGCUGAGAGUCGAGAUGAUGCUGAGUUGCUGAAGAAUACCGAACCAUUCUCUCCUGAUUCGGUCAUGAACAGGUGGACCAGUAGGUCUACGACACCGCAAGCUAGUGAAUGAUAGUAAGAUUAUGUUGUUUCUUCUUUAAAUUUGCACAGGGCAAUCAAAAUGCCCACUGUCAGCAUAUACAACCUUCUAUUUUCAAGGUCCAGGUUUCUCUAAUGAGUUUGAUCGAGGAAAUGUACAUAGCAGAAAAGAUUUCUGAUCUUUGAUUCACAUAUUUUCAUGCAGCUCCUGUGAGCAUGCUGUUACAGUAAGCUUCUUAGUGUAAGAGCUUCUAUUUUCUCUAUUAAUUAUAUCUUUAAUUCAGUAGGAA
Musa acuminata AAA Group (dessert banana) is the source of this 3128-nucleotide messenger RNA. Its product is annotated as LEAF RUST 10 DISEASE-RESISTANCE LOCUS RECEPTOR-LIKE PROTEIN KINASE-like 1.2. Gene Ontology annotation, molecular function: polysaccharide binding; ATP binding; protein kinase activity. The transcript is spliced from 4 exons. The record is from RefSeq and is a predicted model, not a curated record. Gene Ontology annotation, biological process: protein phosphorylation. Lineage: Eukaryota; Viridiplantae; Streptophyta; Magnoliopsida; Zingiberales; Musaceae. The coding region runs from base 797 to 2872 and encodes 691 amino acids.